Belonocnema kinseyi is the source of this 2548-nucleotide messenger RNA. RefSeq names its product graves disease carrier protein-like. NCBI's taxonomy places the organism in Eukaryota, Metazoa, Arthropoda, Insecta, Hymenoptera, Cynipidae. The transcript is spliced from 7 exons. Bases 559 to 1509 code for a protein of 316 amino acids. The record is from RefSeq and is a predicted model, not a curated record. Gene Ontology annotation, cellular component: mitochondrial inner membrane. Gene Ontology annotation, biological process: transmembrane transport.
UCAUCGCAAAUAAAAACUUUGAUUUUGUAAAUGUCUUUUUCAGAAAGAAUUUGUUCUAUAAAAAAGGGUUUGCUGAAAAAAUCGCUGCAGCAGAUAGACAAAUCAGAAAUGCGCGUCUACUUUACGACUUUACUACAAAAAUAACAGAUGGCGCUAUCCAGGGGUGAAUUUUAAACUUCGUUUGCUUAUAUUUUCCAAAUUUGCCUUUAAGCUUUUUUUGGACGCUGUCGAGCUUUGAUUUGAUGGAGGUUAUGAGGGCGACAAGGAGCGAAAGUGUGAGAAAUGUGAACGUAAAGGAAUAUCGAAUAGCGGAAAUAUAACCUACAUUUCUGGCAUUCUCUUCGCUUUCCAACUCAAAUAGGAGCGUCAGUCAAGGUCAUCGACCCUUACUCAUUUUUCACGCAGUGUGCAUUCCGCAUGUCGGUACGGUAGUCGCCACGAGCAGAGUAGACCGCACUCUUCAAAGUGUUGUCCGUGUGAAACUUGUUAUUCGUUCUCAAAGAAGUAAUAAGGAUCUGGUUCUUUUUAGCGGUUGUGAAAAAGUGAAUCCGAAACGAAAUGGCUUUACGUACGGAAACUGAAAAAAAUUUAGAAUUUGUGGGGAAGAGCUUACUUGCGGGCGGAGUGGCUGGUAUGUGCUCCAAAACUACUGUUGCUCCUUUAGAUAGGAUCAAAAUAUUAUUACAAGCACACAACACACAUUAUAAGCAUUUAGGAGUAUUCUCAGGAUUAAAGGAGAUUAUUCAUAGAGAAAAUUUCUUUGCGCUCUACAAAGGAAAUUUCGCGCAAAUGAUUCGAAUUUUCCCAUAUGCAGCCGCGCAAUUCACAUCAUUUGAAUUUUAUAAAAAGUAUUUAGGAACUCUGUUUGGGAAUAAAAGUCACAUAGACAAAUUUGUGGCUGGAUCAGGAGCUGGAAUUACAGCAGUUGCUCUGACUUAUCCUCUCGACACAAUCAGGGCUCGACUUGCUUUUCAAGUAACUGGUGAACAUGUAUAUACUGGAAUCACUCACACAGCAGUUACAAUUUUUAAAGAGGAAGGUGGUAUAAAGGCCCUCUAUAGAGGAUUUCUACCUACGAUUUGUGGAAUGAUCCCAUACGCAGGAUUUUCAUUUUACUCAUUUGAAAAACUUAAGUACCUUUGCAUGAAAUAUGCACCCAGUUAUCUUUGUGAUAAAUGCAACAGGAAUACUGGUGGUUUAGUUUUAACUUUACCAGCCAAGUUGCUUUGCGGUGGAAUCGCAGGAGCGAUAGCGCAGAGUUUUUCUUAUCCUCUUGACGUUACUCGAAGACGAAUGCAGUUAGCGAUGAUGAAUGCAGAUACGCACAAAUACGGUACUGGCAUGCUGUCCACAAUGAAGAUCAUCUACCUCGAAAAUGGAAUAACAAAAGGCCUUUAUCGAGGAAUGUCGAUAAAUUAUCUGCGUGCAACUCCCAUGGUAGCAGUUAGCUUCACAACCUAUGAACUUAUGAAACAACUACUUAGUUUAGACACAGGAAUGAAGCUUUAAUCUACGUAAAGUAAUUAGCCAAUAUUGUUGGGUGUGUGUUUUUUUUCAAAUCCCGGUUCAAAAUUGGUUGUAAAUGUUUAGAAAAAGUUUUCACUCGUGUGAGAAUGUAUACAAAUCUUUUUCGUGGGCCAAUUUUUUUAAUAAGUUUUAAACUUUCAUACUGAAAUCAAAAAAUUACUUAAUUUAAUCAUGUAAAUGUAAGAUGCAUUAAUAGCUUUAAUUUUUAACCAAACUAUUACUUUAUUAUAUUUUUGCACUUGAUGGAUAUUGAAUCUCGAUUUGCUACUGAGAAAAUAAUUAUUAAUAGUUAAUAAUUUAGAAGAAUUCCUCUUCGCUAUCUCGAGUUCAGAAAUCUCUAGAGUUUGUUGCCAGUAAAUGAAUCAUCGUAGACCAUUUCUUGUGAAAUAGUAGUAUUUUAAAUCCAAAGCGACAUCAAACUUACGUAAAGAUCUUAUUCUUAAAAUACAUCAGGGACUGAAGGUGACUGAAUCGAGAAUCAAAAGUAAUUAGAAUAAAAAAAUACUUGACGCAACGUCAGAAGACAUGUUCCUGAAAAGAUUACAAAAAAUAGAUAAUAAAGAUACGUCUCAGGUUGUAGAUAGGUUAUCAUAAAAGGGAAAAAAUAUAUUUUUUUACGAGUUUCUAUACCACAAUUGUAAAUAAUAGUGGACAAUUUCUAUGAACUGGUGAAAAACUAGCAAAUAAAAAUUGGCUAUAUAAUUAUAAACAAUGUUCAUGUAUGAAUUUUAAUUUAAAAUAUAAUUUAUUGUCUAUUAUUAACUCUCAGGACUUUGAUAGUUUAUUUUAAGUCGCGGUCGUAAAGUUCUGGAGUCAACAGAUUUUAUCUAUGAUAAGUCAAAGGUGACGUCGCACAAAAGUCUGCUGAUUGAUAAAAUGAGACUUUUUUCUUUUCAAAACGUCUUGAACGUUAUUCAAAGACAUUCCGAACUUACGUUUAUCUUUUGAUCCGUACUUUUUAUACAUUAAUGGUAUUGUCAAAAAAGUUUUUGGUACUUUUAAUAAAAUAUUUUAGCAGGAA